AUGAUCUCUCUGCCAGGCCUCAACCUGUCCUCGCAGCCUGCCGAGACGCAAAAUGGCCCUACUUCGACGGCCACACGAACGCAGGAGCUCGCCGCCAACACCGAAUACCGCUUCGAAGUAUCCUUCUCCCGAACACUCACGGUCAAGUUGCAGUCGGGCACUGCAGAGUUCUUUGGUACCGAGCUGGCACCCUCCACCACAUACACCUUCCAGGGCACAAAGGGCGCCAUCUUCACAUGGCACGGCUGCAAGCUCGACAUCGGCGGAGAGGUUGAGUCGGACUAUAUCGCUGAAGAGACACCCAUGAUGAGUUGUGCAAACCUACAUUUCGCCCUAGAAAACUUGCGCGACAGGAGCAUCGCCAGCGGCAGUGUCGACAUGGGCCCAAGAGUGCUUGUCGUAGGGCCGGAGAACUCGGGCAAGACAUCACUCGUCAAAACCCUCACGUCCUAUGCUGUCAAGACUAGCAGGCAGCCAAUGGUCAUAAACCUGGAUCCGCGCCAGGGUAUGCUCAGUGUGCCCGGCUCCUUCUCAGCAGCUGUAUACUCGUCCAUCGUAGACAUUGAAGAGGGCUGGGGGAGCAGUCCAAUCUCGGAGCCCAGCCCUAUUCCGGUCAAGAUGCCGCUGGUAUAUCACUACGGUCUUAAAGACCCGGAGGAGGGCAAGGUGUUCAAGCCGUUGGUAACGCGCAUGGCACUUGCUGUCACAAGUAGAUUGGAGGAAGACAAGCUCAGCAAGCAGGCUGGCUUCAUCAUUGAUAGCUCAGGCGCCAUCAGCCAAGGGAGGAAUGGCGUCUACGACAACAUAGAACAUAUUGUUUCUGAGUUCUCUAUCAACGUCCUCGUAACCCUCGGCUCCGAACGCCUCUACUCCGAUCUUUCCCGAAAGUUCUCAGCCCGAACUAGCGGCGAUCCUUCCGAGACCGUCUUCGUAAUCCGUCUCGACAAGUCUGGCGGUUGUGUAGAUCGAAGUGAAGAAUACAUGGAAGCACUCCGCCACGCCCAAAUCAAAGAGUACUUCUUCGGCAAAGGCGAUGAGACACUUGCCCCUAGUAGCCAGAUGGCCGAUGCCGCCGACCUCAACAUCUUCCGCGCCAUUGAAGGAGACGUGAACGGUGGGGUUGACGAAUACGACAUGACUGUCGAGCGACAAAUCUUCGAAAAGGUUACACCGUCCGAGGCAAUGCAAAAUCAACUACUCGCCAUCACUACAGCUAGUCCCAAUGAUCCACAGGCUGUCAUCCGUGACAGCAGUAUCAGGGGAUAUAUCUAUGUCGCCGACGUGGAUGAGGCGAAAAAGAAGGUCAAGCUCCUCAGCCCACUACCAGGAGCGACACCAGGGAACGCCAUGAUCUUAGGCAAAUGGCCAGAAACUGUCGAGGGUCUAGUUAACUAG
Messenger RNA from Alternaria burnsii, 1395 nucleotides. Its product is annotated as mrna cleavage and polyadenylation factor ia ii complex. The coding region runs from base 1 to 1395 and encodes 464 amino acids. The record is from RefSeq and is a predicted model, not a curated record. Gene Ontology annotation, cellular component: mRNA cleavage factor complex; nucleus. Gene Ontology annotation, biological process: tRNA splicing, via endonucleolytic cleavage and ligation. Lineage: Eukaryota; Fungi; Ascomycota; Dothideomycetes; Pleosporales; Pleosporaceae. The transcript has 2 exons. Gene Ontology annotation, molecular function: polynucleotide 5'-hydroxyl-kinase activity.